Pan troglodytes (chimpanzee) is the source of this 2021-nucleotide messenger RNA. RefSeq names its product La ribonucleoprotein 6, translational regulator (gene LARP6). Gene Ontology annotation, biological process: RNA processing. Gene Ontology annotation, molecular function: mRNA binding. NCBI's taxonomy places the organism in Eukaryota, Metazoa, Chordata, Mammalia, Primates, Hominidae. The record is from RefSeq and is marked provisional. Gene Ontology annotation, cellular component: ribonucleoprotein complex; nucleus.
CUUGCGGCGUGAGGACCCCGGCGGCGCCGCAGUCCCGCGAGCCAUGGCCCAGUCCGGCGGGGAGGCUCGGCCCGGGCCCAAGACGGCGGUGCAGAUCCGCGUCGCCAUCCAGGAGGCCGAGGACGUGGACGAGUUGGAGGACGAGGAGGAGGGGGCGGAGACUCGGGGCGCCGGGGACCCGGCCCGGUACCUCAGCCCCGGCUGGGGCAGCGCGAGCGAGGAGGAGCCGAGCCGCGGGCACAGUGGCACCACUGCAAGUGGAGGUGAGAACGAGCGUGAGGACCUGGAGCAGGAGUGGAAGCCCCCAGAUGAGGAGUUGAUCAAGAAACUGGUGGAUCAGAUCGAAUUCUACUUUUCAGAUGAAAACCUGGAGAAGGACGCCUUUUUGCUAAAACACGUGAGGAGGAACAAGCUGGGAUAUGUGAGCGUUAAGCUACUCACGUCCUUCAAAAAGGUGAAACAUCUUACACGGGACUGGAGAACCACAGCACAUGCCUUGAAGUAUUCAGUGGUCCUUGAGUUGAAUGAGGACCACCGGAAGGUGAGGAGGACCACCCCCGUCCCACUGUUCCCCAACGAGAACCUCCCCAGCAAGAUGCUCCUGGUCUAUGAUCUCUACUUGUCUCCUAAGCUGUGGGCUCUGGCCACCCCCCAGAAGAAUGGAAGGGUGCAGGAGAAGGUGAUGGAACACCUGCUCAAGCUUUUCGGGACUUUUGGAGUCAUCUCAUCAGUGCGGAUCCUCAAACCUGGGAGAGAGCUGCCCCCUGACAUCCGGAGGAUCAGCAGCCGCUACAGCCAAGUGGGGACCCAGGAGUGCGCCAUCGUGGAGUUCGAGGAGGUGGAAGCAGCCAUCAAAGCCCAUGAGUUCAUGAUCACAGAAUCUCAGGGCAAAGAGAACAUGAAAGCUGUCCUGAUUGGUAUGAAGCCACCCAAAAAGAAACCUGCCAAAGACAAAAAUCAUGACGAGGAGCCCACUGCGAGCAUCCACCUGAACAAGUCCCUGAACAAGAGAGUCGAGGAGCUUCAGUACAUGGGUGAUGAGUCUUCCGCCAACAGCUCCUCUGACCCCGAGAGCAACCCCACAUCCCCUAUGGCGGGCCGACGGCACGCGGCCACCAACAAGCUCAGCCCGUCUGGCCACCAGAAUCUCUUUCUGAGUCCAAAUGCCUCCCCGUGCACAAGUCCUUGGAGCAGCCCCUUGGCCCAACGCAAAGGCGUUUCCAGAAAGUCCCCACUGGCGGAGGAAGGUAGACUGAACUGCAGCACCAGCCCUGAGAUCUUCCGCAAGUGUAUGGAUUAUUCCUCUGACAGCAGCGUCACUCCCUCUGGCAGCCCCUGGGUCCGGAGGCGUCGCCAAGCCGAGAUGGGGACCCAGGAGAAAAGCCCCGGUACGAGUCCCCUGCUCUCCCGGAAGAUGCAGACUGCAGAUGGGCUACCCGUAGGGGUGCUGAGGUUGCCCAGGGGUCCUGACAACACCAGAGGAUUUCAUGGCCAUGAGAGGAGCAGGGCCUGUGUAUAAAUACCUUCUAUUUUUAAUACAAGCUCCACUGAAAACCACCUUCGUUUUCAAGGUUCUGACAAACACCUGGCAUGACAGAAUGGAAUUCGUUCCCCUUUGAGAGAUUUUGUAUUCAUGUAGACCUCUUAAUUUAUCUAUCUGUAAUAUACAUAAAUCGGUACGCCAUGGUUUGAAGACCACCUUCUAGUUCAGGACUCCUGUUCUUCCCAGCAUGGCCGCUAUUUUGAUGAUGGCUGAUGUGUGUGAGUGUGAUGGCCCUGAAGGGCUGUAGGACGGAGGUUCCCUGGGGGAAGUCUGUUCUUUGGUAUGGAAUUUUUCUCUCUUCUUUGGUAUGGAAUUUUUCCCUUCAGUGACUGAGCUGUCCUCGAUAGGCCAUGCAAGGGCUUCCUGAGAGUUCAGGAAAGUUCUCUUGUGCAACAGCAAGUAGCUAAGCCUGUAGCAUGGUGUCUUGUAGGACCAAAUCGAUGUUACCUGUCAAGUAAAUAAAUAAUAAAACACCCAA